AUGGCGGUCAUUGACGAGGACAAGUUCUCUAGUAUAUCUUGGCACAGCGAUCAUAAAAUGACCGGCGACGAGAGCUCUAGUGUGGUGACGCCGGCGUUAGAAGCAGAGCCGCCGACCGAGGAGGAUCAGCACCAUGGCGAAGACCUGGAGCGCCAGGACCCCGGCUUGACCGGCGACAUACUCGAGUGCACAGUGUCCGAGCCACAUAAGGAAAGCGAGAACACCAAGGACGCCUUUGUAUCAUACCUCGUUACCACGAAUUCAACGUUCCCUUCCUUCCAGAAACCAACCUUUACCUCCCGGCGCCGCUUCACAGACUUCCUCUUCCUCUACAAGUCACUAUCAAAAGAAUACCCAGCAUGCGCAGUCCCGCCGCUGCCGGACAAGCAGCGAAUGGAAUAUGUACGAGGAGAUCGUUUCGGAUCCGACUUCACGAACCGCCGGGCCUUUUCCCUCCAGCGCUUCCUCGCCCGAAUUGCCAUGCACCCGAUCCUCCGCCGAGCGCCUAUUCUACACACCUUUCUCGAAUCGACUGAAUGGAACGCCACGAUGAGGUCGCGCGCCUCUAGGAUGAGCGUGACCUCGGAGCAGGGAAGUGGAGGCGUAUUCGACAACUUUGCCGACACAUUUAUCAACGCCUUCACCAAGGUCCAUAAGCACGACAAGCGGUUUAUCGAGGUGCGCGAGAAGAGUGACAAGCUGGACGAGGACCUGGGUCACGUUGAGAAGGUCGUAGCACGGGUCGCGCGGCGAGAAGCCGACCUCGAGACCGACCUGAGAGACCUGACAGAGCAGUUUCAGAAGCUUAUCACGCUUGAGCCAGGCGUUGAAAAUGCCGUCCACGGGUUCGCCGCCAGCGUCGAGGACACUGCGGCGGGGCUCAGGAGGCUUCGCGAACAUACGGAUCAGGACUAUCUGGGCAGCUUACGGGACAUGCAGGCGUACGGGCAGGCGCUCAAGAACCUCCUCAAGGCGCGCGAGCAGAAGCAGCUGGACCACGAGCAGCUGACCGAGUACCUCAACAAGUCGACGCUGGACCGCGACUCGCUGGCAUCGGGCUACGGCAACACGGGGGCGCUCGGCGGGGCAGGCGGCUUCAUCCGGUCCAAGAUCGAGGACGUACGCGGCGUGGACCACGAGGCGAGUCGGCGCGAGCGCCUACGCAAGCUCGAGAUCCGCAUCGACGAGCUGACGACCGAGGCUGAGCGCGCCAAAAAGACAUCCGAGAUGUUCGACGAGGAGGUCGUGAAGGAGGUUGUAGACUUUGAGCGCAUCAAGCGCAUAGAGCUCAAGCACCAGUUUGGCGGCCUCGCCAAUGCCCACGUGGACUUUUACACCGGAACGAUCGACGUCUGGCAGCAGUACGUCCGCGAGAUGGAGAAGGAAGGGUUGAGCGCGUCGGCUUUCACUGGUUGA
Anthostomella pinea is the source of this 1416-nucleotide messenger RNA. Lineage: Eukaryota; Fungi; Ascomycota; Sordariomycetes; Xylariales; Xylariaceae. The record is from the annotation of a GenBank genome assembly.